CAGGUCGGAUCGCAAAUAGGAUAUUCUUGAAGUACCUAAACAACACUACAGAUCAUACACCGAGAUGCGCAAGAACUACUGUCGUUUCAUGUUAAAUAUGUCUCGGUCCGGCAAAAUAAUUAAUUAAGUAUCUAAGGUAAUAUUUCCCCUGCCUGUACAAGUAUAUUACAGGUAAAUACUAUAUGUGUCUCAUCCCAAAGCCAUCUCUCAAAUCUGCAGCAACCGUGGUUGAGUGAUUUGAGCCUGGGCACCUAAAUGGACAGCCUCACCUAACGGAGUGGAGGUGACGGGAAAUACCUGGCCAUACCUGUGAAGAAUGCGGUGACUUUCACACCUGGUUAUUUUUGGGAUCGGACUUUUUAUCCUUGGAUUUUUUUAACAUGAACUUGGAACUUUUUUGGCUGACGCUGCUGGUGGCCGCCGGAAGUGCUCAGCGUCUCGCUCCCUAUUUGUAUCGAUGGCGUAAUAUGCAUGCCACACCGACCACAAGAAAAUUAGGUGGUAACCUUGACGAACGCUAUGUAAGCAGACAACCGCCAUUACGGAAUCAACUUAACAAAUUAAGACUUCAUUCUGCGGCUUCAAACUUAUACAAUCAAAGGUUAGCGUCGAGACUCGCGAGACAGCGAUUGGCUAACUCAUUUGCCAAUCAGAGAUUAACAACAAAUUUAGCCAAUCAAAGACUGGCGUUUGUUGAUCCUGUGCGCGGUAACAGCCAUUCUGUCAACUACCGCCCUUUGUCAAGAUCAGAGCAGAUAGCCCAGUAUUACAAAGGUAAAACUAGAAAUUUGUCGCAACUAAAGAUGUUUCCAGUCAGGGCCGCAACAACUUUCGAUGACGACGGCAAUUUCCAGAGCACAUCUUCCAUUGAUAGCGACAACUCGUACGCCAAUGAUAACAAGUUCUUCUUGACGCUUCAGAAAACACGGCAAAGUCUGGCUGGUGGGUUUUCAGACAGUAGUAAAUACAGCAUAAGUGUCAUACCUCGGGAAAACACUGCCGUAAGGAUUGUGCCGAAGACCUCACUCUGGGACAGACUGAUAACAUACUUACUGAACGACUGGGAAAGUCAAUAACAGAGCCAGCUGUUGGUCGUUUGGAACUACCAAAACCAGACGAUCAAAACGCCGUUGGCAUACCUUUCAAGUUAUUGCUCCAGAAAUAAAUAUCUUCAUUGGGGAUUUUGUCCUACAUAAAUACAUACAUAAUAUGCUACAAAGUACCUCAAGUACUUAUCGUAAAUAUAAAUGCAAAGCUUACACAGAUCACUCUCGUGAUGCUGUAUUAAUAGACUUACCAGCCACGCGCAUUAGACAGAGACUGACGAUGUCAGCGCAUGAGUGCUUUCUGCUUUUAAAGAAUUGUGUUUGCUUCGCUUGAAUUUGAGAAAUUCCCCAGUUCCUUUUUAUUACACCAGUGUCUUUUUAUUAAACCAGUGUUCUGUGACAUAAAAGAGGGCGGAAAAGGACGCGGAUUUUGGUGUUCCGUAGACUGAUAUAAAUCUGCCCGGGACAUCGCGAGUUUCAGGGCCAAAGGUGUGAUGUAUUAUUUAGGUCAGAAAAGCUCAUCAAUGACAUACUAGUGGUCAUCACACCUGGACAUUUACUAACCAGUACGGGUUCGGGAGCUCGCAGCUGACAGUUAUCUGAACAAAUGUCUAACCCAUUGACCCAUGCCAGCGACGAAAGAGUGAAACGGUUACAAUAAAGAAAGUGCUCCAAGUUGGUCCUGGAAAUCCAGUAGUGUAAAAAGGAUGAUUUUAGUGAAAUGUUGAAUUAAGGACCGACCGUUGAAGUGGACCGUCGCUUUAUAAUUUUAUAUGAAAUGGAACAGUGCGAUGUUUAUUGAAUGACGUAUUGUUACUUAUAUGACUAUAUAUAUUUAUAGUAAGCGGCCGUUGUGCGAUAGUCAGUGGCCACACAGAGCCAAGACCACCGUGUUCGGUAUAAUGAGUAGUAGACCCGGUAAAUGGCCCAACAUGGCCGCGAACAAUAAGCGGACGUGUUGGAAAUUAAGACAAAGUAUUAAAAUGGACUUACAGGCAA
Molecule: messenger RNA, 2045 nt
Organism: Mizuhopecten yessoensis (Yesso scallop)
Lineage: Eukaryota; Metazoa; Mollusca; Bivalvia; Pectinida; Pectinidae
Exons: 3
Coding region: 381-1076 (231 amino acids)
Source: RefSeq, a predicted model, not a curated record